This is a messenger RNA of Daphnia carinata, 1363 nucleotides long. RefSeq names its product sin3 histone deacetylase corepressor complex component SDS3-like. The transcript has 8 exons. NCBI's taxonomy places the organism in Eukaryota, Metazoa, Arthropoda, Branchiopoda, Diplostraca, Daphniidae. Gene Ontology annotation, cellular component: Sin3-type complex. Gene Ontology annotation, biological process: negative regulation of transcription by RNA polymerase II. Gene Ontology annotation, molecular function: histone deacetylase binding. The coding region runs from base 67 to 1233 and encodes 388 amino acids. The record is from RefSeq and is a predicted model, not a curated record.
AUCACAGGUCUUGUUGAACGAUCAACAAAGAAGACGUUUGUUUCAUAGUGAGGACUAAAGACUGUUAUGGGCGAAAUGGCUUACGUGGGGUCUCCAUCUCGGGGAUCGUCCAGUUUCCCCUACAGUCGCACAGCUCCAAGUCUCGUUGAAGAAAUCAGUGCUGCACAGUUUUCAAAUUCAAAUGUUAGAGGUAUAGAAGAAGAUUUGGCUCUUAUCAGACAAGGAGAGAGAGCACAACAGCAACCACCAAGUGAUGAAGAUACAGAAGAUGCCAGUGAAACAGAUCAGCAGAAAAAGGAAGAUGAAUACACUGAAAUGCGAGAACAGAUCUAUCGGGACAAGUUGGCCUAUUUAAAACAACAAUUGGAACAGCUAGAACAAGGACUUCAUCCUGAUUACCAAAGAAAACUGAAAAAGCUAGAGACUGUCUACAAAGAUAGACUACUACUAAAUGAAGUAUGGAAGGACUAUGAAAUGCAACGAGCAGAAGAAGAAUAUAUCAACGAAAAGCAAUCAGCUUCAAGAGAACUAGAGGAGAAAAAGAUCGAAUUACAAGAAAAUCUCAUUUCUGAGUUGGAAGAGAAGAAACGCCACGUGGAAACCGAACGUGUUACUAUAGAACUCACUGGAGAUUCCAUGGAGAUUAAAGCACCAACAACAAGAAAACUGCGCCGUCGUCCCAAUGAUCCCAUCAACGUCAACUCCUCAACAGGCUCUUCUGACAAAAGAAGAAAAAUGGCCCCAGCUCAGCUGGCUUACCUGCUUGAUGAGAACGAUGUUGUUGAUGAUUUAAGAGCUAUUGAACGUGGGGCAUCUGGCCCUCCGCCAACUAAACCCUCGGGAGGCACUGGUCCGUCGGCUAUUCGAGGUUCCAAUAAUGGCAUCCAGAAUCGCCGGAGCAACUACAGUUCCCCAGCAAGACAGUCAGACCAGUCACCAUCCAGAUCCCCAGUCCAAGGCCAGUCUUACGGUUAUUCUGGUUGGAAUAGUGGAGAGACCCAAGCGACAUUUGAAGCUCGAGUAGAAGAUGGCAAACUGUUUUAUGAAAAACGAUGGUAUCAUCGGGGGCAGACAGUCCAAGUGGAGGGAAAGAAGGCCCGCUUUGCAGGAGUUAUUUCCGCAAUCGGCACCGAGGCGGUUUGGGUGCGUCGCCCAGCUGACGGCGGCAAAGUCAAAAUUUCCAUUUGGCAGCUUUGCCGAGGUAAAUACACACUCGGCCGUAAAGCUCCAUGAAACAAUUAAGAAUUAUCGUCGAUUAUUUGUUUUCCGCGCGUACGUAUGUGAAUUGUUAAUCGUGACAUAAUUUCUUCCUUACGAAUAGACAGUGUUCCGUUUCUUCGGUAGAUUCCGACGAUGACAACCA